UGGAAAUGUGAUACAAUGAACGAGUAUUACAAGAUGAGCCACCAAGGAGACGGGAGCCAUUAUUGAAGACAAGCAGUUCACUCCACAACCCAAAACAGGUUGCUCGUGGCUUUUAGUUUAUAACGAAAUAUGCCAUUGAAAACAUCAUGUCUUCGAUUUCUGCUUUGUUUCAUCGUUACAGUCGCCUUGGCAGGUAAUUAUCAUCAUCAUCACCAUCAUCAUCAUAGAAAUUAUUUUCGAAAUCAUCUUCCGAACCGCAAUCAUCACGACGAUUAUUAUGAUCCUUAUACCCCUGAUUAUCUAGAAGAUUAUUUUCCUAGAAGACCGGAUCGUGUGCAUCCUCAGCAAUUUAUGUUUGUAGGUAAUCAAAAAUCUCAACACAAUAAAAAUCAGAAACCAUGUCAUCAACUUCCUCCUGGUUUACAAGGGAGGCCAGAAAGUUCUUUACCACCUGGCCAAAGAAAGAAAGGUCCGCCAUGUCCAGCACCUUCGUUUCAGGAUUCUUCAACACAAUCGCCAUCUUUUGAGACUGCGGAGAAGUUAUAUGGGAGUAAAGAUUUUCAAUUUAAAGAUGUUCAAGAAUUUAUUGAAAAUAAGCCGUACGAAAUACAAGGGUACACAAAAGAUAAUUUUCCUGUUGUUUUAUUAAAAAAAUAUGAUAUCAGAAAAUAAAUUGAGUAUGCAACCAAAA
Messenger RNA from Onthophagus taurus, 691 nucleotides. RefSeq lists its product as uncharacterized. The record is from RefSeq and is a predicted model, not a curated record. Lineage: Eukaryota; Metazoa; Arthropoda; Insecta; Coleoptera; Scarabaeidae.